CUUUGCGCAAGGCAGCCCUACAUGAAAAGCCAUGGAAGAUAAAGCACAGAUCCAAGAGGCCAUUAAAAUCCAGGGGGAAGUCGUUCGGAAGCUAAAAUCCGAGAAGGCGAACAAAGAGCAGUGCUAGGGUUGCUUACCACUUUUCUCCUGUUCUUCCUGCCCGGCCCUGGAUGACCUCCUCCUGCCGGAUCCUUCAACCCAACCGACGACGCUGCACUGCUCACCUCCUGGUUCUCCACCUGGGAUCACUGUUACCAUGAUGCACCCCUGAACUUUGCUUUGCCCACUUUCUGGCCCUUUUUUCUUGUCGUUCUUGUUGUGCUCCUAUUGCGGGAUGGCCAUGGUGGCUCUGUCCUGCGUCCGUGGCUGCUCUGGUGUGGGGGUGAUCCGGACUGCACUGCGUCUUCCACACCUGCGUUCUGUCUCUGGCAUCACUGUGGCUCAGAUCGACGAAGAAGUAGCCAAACUGCUUGAACUGAAGGCUCGGCUGGGAGGAGAUGAUGGCAAACACCAGUUUGUGCUCAAAACGCCAAAGGGAACAAGGGACUACAAUCCCAAGCAGAUGGCCAUCAGAGAGAAGGUCUUCAACACCAUCACCCGCUGCUUCAAACGCCAUGGAGCGGAGACCAUCGACACGCCUGUGUUUGAACUGAAGGAAACGCUGACGGGGAAGUACGGAGAAGAUUCCAAGCUCAUCUAUGACCUCAAAGACCAGGGAGGAGAGCUGCUGUCUCUGAGAUACGACCUGACUGUGCCAUUUGCCCGCUACCUGGCCAUGAACAAGAUAACCAACAUCAAACGCUACCACAUCGCUAAGGUCUAUCGCCGUGACAACCCGGCCAUGACCCGGGGCCGCUACAGAGAGUUCUAUCAGUGUGACUUCGACAUAGCCGGCCAGUACGACGCCAUGAUCCCAGACGCAGAGUGUCUGAAGAUCGUCCACGAAAUCCUCAGUGAGCUGGAGCUGGGAGACUUUCGCAUCAAGGUCAACGACAGGCGCAUCCUGGAUGGGAUGUUUGCUGUGUGUGGCGUUCCAGACGACAAGUUCCGCACCAUCUGUUCAACCGUGGACAAACUGGAUAAGAUGCCUUGGGAGGAGGUGAAGAAGGAGAUGGUGAAUGAAAAGGGUCUGUCUGAGGAGGCUGCAGACCAGAUUGGGGAGUACGUCAGCCAGCAUGGGGGAAUGGACCUGGCAGAGCGCCUCCUACUGGACCCCAGAAUGGCUCAGAGUAAGCAGGCCUGCGCUGGCCUGUCAGACAUCAAGCUUCUGUUUAGCUACCUGCAGCUGUUCCAGGUCACAGACAAGGUAGAGUUUGAUCUCAGUCUGGCCCGUGGACUGGAUUAUUACACUGGAGUCAUUUAUGAGGCAGUGCUGACUCAGGCCGGCGUGUCCAACGACGCCCAGAAUGGGGCGGAGGAGAGCGUCAGCGUGGGGAGUGUGGCCGGAGGGGGCCGAUACGACGGCCUGGUGGGCAUGUUCGACCCAAAGGGCAGAAAGGUGCCGUGUGUGGGAGUCAGCAUCGGCAUCGAGAGGAUCUUCUCCAUUAUGGAGCAGAAGGCUGAGGUGUCAGCGGAGAAGAUCCGAACUACAGAGGUGCAGGUCCUAGUGGCGUCUGCUCAGAAGAACCUGCUGGAGGAGAGACUCAGACUGGUCACUGAGCUCUGGAAUGCUGGCGUUAAGGCUGAGGUGAUGUACAAGAAGAACCCCAAACUGCUGAGUCAGCUGCAGCUGUGCGAGGAGACAGGGAUCCCCCUGGUGGCCAUACUGGGAGAACAGGAGCUGAAGGAUGGAGUGGUCAAGCUGCGUGUGGUGGCCACCAGAGAGGAGGUUGACAUUUCCCGAGCUGAUCUCAUUAGUGAGAUCAAGAGAAGAACUUCUAAAGCCUAACCAACGGUUCUGCUGAGCUUUGUACACGAGCCUCCAUAGAGCAUGAUGGCCUGAUUUAUUUGGGCAGCCGCCACACAGACUAGUGUAACUCACUGAAGCUUCUGGCUAUCAUGUUUCUGCAGCCUGCUGUGACAUCUGCAAGUGAAGCUGUCAGGGAGUGGUGUUCAGGUCCCAGUGGAGCUUACAUUUCAUACAGCGACUUCAGGUUCUGCCCAGACUACAUUUACCCACCUUCAAUGUGUAUAUUGUUCAGCUGUGUGCUCUGACGAACACAUGAGAAUUAAACCAGUCUUGUCUAAAACGUCA
Molecule: messenger RNA, 2194 nt
Organism: Fundulus heteroclitus (mummichog)
Lineage: Eukaryota; Metazoa; Chordata; Actinopteri; Cyprinodontiformes; Fundulidae
Gene: hars
Product: histidyl-tRNA synthetase
Exons: 14
Coding region: 335-1888 (517 amino acids)
Biological process (GO): mitochondrial translation; histidyl-tRNA aminoacylation
Cellular component (GO): cytoplasm; mitochondrion
Molecular function (GO): histidine-tRNA ligase activity; ATP binding; identical protein binding
Source: RefSeq, a predicted model, not a curated record